AUGGCGGUAAAAGAGCUCGUUACCAGUCCUCCUAUUGUUUUCUCCCUCCCAGCGCGAAUACCUCGUUUCGCUUGUUUUGUCACGACAAAAAGAUAACGCGUCCUUCUUGGAAAAGCGAUUCUUGCUUGUAAUCCUGUGACAGAACUAAGCUAAAGCGACAUAGACGAUAUAGACCAAGAUGAGGUGUGUGCUUAUACCAAUCCUGGUUCUUGCCGUGUUGCUUCCAGUAGCCGAGAGCAUUAAGUGCCACUACUGUGAAAGUGAUCAGUCUGAUUUCCGGUGCUUCUACGCGCGAGAGGAAAAGGAGUGCUACGAACAGGGCUACAAAUGCGGCAAGAUCAUGUACAGAAUAAGCGGCAAGUCCUACUUCAAGCGCGGAUGUGUUCUCAAGGCUUAUUGUAUGGACCAGGACGCCUACUGCAGAGCCAAUCCAGGCCGGAGCAACUGCGAAGUCUAUUGCUGUGAUUCCAAAUUCUGCAACUCUGCGCCCCCAAGCAAAACGGCCAGCGUAACCCUUUUUGUACUCGCCUCAGCAAUGGCUUGCCUCUUUGUCAGAAACAUUUGACUUGGCUUGUUAAGUCUUUAGAAAUACGUUUACUUUGAAAGGUAAUCGAGGAUACAUUCUCCAUCUAUCUGUGAUAAUAAGUCUAAAGGUCAAGACUUGCUAGGGCUGGGUGGGAGUGUCGUUGUGAUGUUCGUCUCUUUCUGUACGCAACACUUUAAAGCGUGAUAUAUCACAUAUAAGAAAAUUAGAUUCAAGCAAAAUGUGAAACCAUUCCAGCAUCCUUUGAUCCAUUUGUAGAAAUUCUCUUACACAUAAUCAUUAAAAAUGGCAAUAUAGUCAUAAAGAAAUUGAUGCUGUGUAUGGAACGGAAUUUGCAUACUAGCAAGUUCGAGGACAAUUGCAUGUAGGGAAGGGUUGUUUUGAUAAUAAAGUAUUUUAUAUAGUAGUUUUAAUGCCACCAUUCUGUUAGAUUGUAAAAGUAGGAUACAUCUACUUUUGUAAUGGAUAUGUUUGUAUGUCCCGUAUGUCACAGUAGAGCAUAUACGUAGAGGAUAAAAUGAUUAAAAGUGUUUUUACCAGAA
Nematostella vectensis (starlet sea anemone) is the source of this 1086-nucleotide messenger RNA. RefSeq lists its product as uncharacterized. The record is from RefSeq and is a predicted model, not a curated record. Bases 179 to 565 code for a protein of 128 amino acids. NCBI's taxonomy places the organism in Eukaryota, Metazoa, Cnidaria, Anthozoa, Actiniaria, Edwardsiidae. The transcript is spliced from 3 exons.